Messenger RNA from Cucurbita pepo subsp. pepo (vegetable marrow), 1412 nucleotides. RefSeq names its product dnaJ protein ERDJ3B. NCBI's taxonomy places the organism in Eukaryota, Viridiplantae, Streptophyta, Magnoliopsida, Cucurbitales, Cucurbitaceae. Gene Ontology annotation, biological process: protein folding. The record is from RefSeq and is a predicted model, not a curated record.
CGCCAUAUUUCUGUUUUCGUGGAAUCAAUUCGACGACCAAGUUCAGGUGACGACUCCGGUCCUGAAUUCCAGAGCGAAAAUUUGAAAGAAGGGCAAGUAGGAAGUUCGUUUGAUCUUCGUGAAAAUUCAGUGAUGUGCCUCAUUGAUCUGUGAUCGUAUCGGACAAACUCCGAAUCGUCUCUCAGAGAGUUUGAAAUCCCCUCUUUUGUGUUUCUUCCAUCGUUGAUCACUCUCUCAGAUGGCGCACCGAAGAACGAAGCUCCUCUUCGUUGUUUGUGCCUUCUGCUACGUUUUUUCCGGCAUUGCAGGGAAGAGCUAUUAUGACAUACUGCAGGUGCCGAAGGGUGCCUCGGACGAGCAGAUCAAAAGGGCUUAUAGGAAGCUCGCUCUGAAGUACCAUCCUGAUAAGAAUCAGGGAAAUGAGGAAGCCAAUAAACGAUUUGCGGAAAUUAGCAAUGCUUACGAGGUUCUAUCGGACGGGGAGAAGAGAAACAUUUAUGAUAAGUAUGGAGAGGAAGGUCUGAAACAGCAUGCUGCCAGUGGAGGUAGAGGAGGAGGGAUGGGAAUGAACAUUCAGGAUAUUUUUAGCCAGUUUUUUGGCGGAGGAGGUGGUAUGGAGGAGGAAGAGAAAAUUCCAAAAGGGGAUGACGUAAUUGUGGAAUUAGAUGCAUCACUAGAAGAUCUCUACAUGGGUGGUUCAUUGAAGGUAUGGAGGGAAAAAAACAUAUUAAAGCCAGCACCAGGCAAGAGGCGGUGUAAUUGUAGAAAUGAAGUCUAUCACAAGCAGAUUGGUCCUGGAAUGUUCCAACAGAUGACAGAACAAGUCUGUGAGCAAUGCCCCAAUGUUAAAUUCGAAAGAGAAGGAUACUUCGUUACUGUCGAUAUCGAGAAAGGAAUGCAAGAUGGGCAAGAGGUCACUUUCUAUGAAGAUGGUGAGCCUAUGAUAGAUGGAGAAGCUGGAGAUCUUAGAUUCCGCAUCCGCACCGCACCACAUGAUCUUUUCAGAAGGGAAGGCAAUGAUUUACAUGCUACUGUGACCAUCACCCUGGUACAAGCUCUGGUCGGUUUCGAAAAAAGUCUCAAACACCUCGACGAACAUUUAGUCGAAAUCGGAACCAAGGGAAUUACAAAACCCAAGGAAGUAAGAAAGUUCAAAGGAGAGGGGAUGCCAUUGCAUUUCAGCACAAAGAAAGGGGAUCUUUAUGUCACAUUUGAGGUGUUAUUUCCCACAUCGUUAACAGAGGAUCAGAAGACAAAUAUCCAGAAAAUUCUUGGUUAGUUUCUUCUUUUUUUUCUUCUUUCUUUUUGUUGUGCUAAAAAAGAUAUAUAUAUAUAUAUAUAUAUAUAUAUACCCAUUGUAGUAGGCUGUAGCAUGUGGUGGAUCAUUAUAAACAUUUGGUAUCGCUGAGCCC